AUGCGCAGAGAGAAGGAGAAGCGAGGCCGACACGGAGGCGUGGAGCGCCGGCUGCCUAGGGAGCUCAGCGCCUGGCCCCUGGCCUCAAAGGUGAGGGCGCGAGAACACCCGCACUUGAACAUAUUGUUCGACUGCGGAGGGCAGGUUGGCGACGUGGUGUUGGUCUCUGUCGUAGCUGGCAACAUCGUACUGAUUUCUUCGGUACGGCUGAAUCGCGAUGUGGCGCCCAACUCCGUCGAGGUCGACGACGUUGUACUUACUUAUCCCACGGUGGUCGCAACCGUCGUUGUGACAGGGCUCUUGCAAGUGAUUCUCUUCAUUUCCGUAGCGACGAAUGGCAUCGUGGUGCAGGAAGCAAUCGUGGUGGGCAAUGUGGUCCUGCUUUUCUUGAGCUGCAUGUCCACCGUGUGA
Messenger RNA from Prorocentrum cordatum, 411 nucleotides. Lineage: Eukaryota; Dinophyceae; Prorocentrales; Prorocentraceae. The record is from the annotation of a GenBank genome assembly.